AUGACGCUACUGACGAAGUCGCUACACCGAUUCAUAAGACGUUACGCAGGGCAGCAUUGGUACCAGAAGAGCCGAGUGUACCCAUAUGAAUCGGUGACACGGGCCCCUUUGUACCAAGCACACGCCCGUGCUUUCUCGGAACGUGCACGAGCAGUGGUACCCGACAGAUACAAUGAAAAGGACCAAGAAGUAGUAGACUCAAUCAAAAUGCUACUAGACAAACGUAUAGCACCCGUAGUGCAACAGGAUGGCGGAAACGUAUCAUUCGUAUCAUAUGACCCAGAAACAGGGUUCGUCUACGUACGACUCAGUGGUGCUUGCGUGGGAUGCGCACAAAGUGACGUCACCCUAAAACACAUGAUACAAGGUACACUCUGCCACUACCUGGACGAAGUAACAGCAGUAUUAAACUGCGAUGAAGACGGGUUCGUUAUCUCUAACCAAGAUGACAAUGAAUAUUAA
Molecule: messenger RNA, 462 nt
Organism: Babesia sp. Xinjiang
Lineage: Eukaryota; Apicomplexa; Aconoidasida; Piroplasmida; Babesiidae
Product: NifU-like protein
Exons: 2
Coding region: 1-462 (153 amino acids)
Biological process (GO): iron-sulfur cluster assembly
Cellular component (GO): mitochondrion
Molecular function (GO): iron-sulfur cluster binding; iron ion binding
Source: RefSeq, a predicted model, not a curated record